UCAUGGUGUCCUUCAGUCUCAAGUGCUGCCAAGCAUCUGGAGUGAGAGUCUACAAGCCUCACUGUGUCAGAGAUCCCGCUUCCAUUGGAGACCAAUGACGCUGAAACUGGACUUUGUUCUUUUUUGCUUUCCCAGCUCAGCCAGAUGAACACACACGAGCUAGAACUUAUAACCAAGGCUCAGCAUCUGCGCUUGUUGCUCCUCCUGUGCUUGCGUCUGGCGUUGGGCGGCAUCCCUGGUCCAUGCCGACAUUCAGUAACACAGGAUCACCUCCUGAGCCUUAAUCGCCUGAUUGAUAACCAGUUGGACCACGGCUGUUUAAUAACCUAUCCUUUCACAGAGCAUCUGAAUUUGAGUGAGGUCUGUUAUAUCAAAGCAGCCUUCCCACAAAUCCUGGAGCUUCUGAGGACACAUUUCCAUUAUGUCAGGAAUUCAGACAACAGAAGAUAUGUUAACACCUUGGAGAAGGUUAUCUACCAUCUCUAUUCUCAAGGAUGCGUACCUGAAAUCAAUGAAGAAUUUGAGGACAGCCCAGUGAGGUUCAUGACGAUUGUAGAAAGCUCUCCCAAGGAGGCUUUGAAAAAGGCCAGAGGUGUAGUCGAGAUGUAUUUGAGCCUGAUCACAGAGAGCACUGGUCCUGUGGACUGGGACUGUCAUGCGGAGUAUGCUGCUGAGGAGGAUUCAGGAUCCACCUCUGCCGCUGACACCAGCACCGCAGGGGGAUCAUUUUUGGGACACAGGCACUAUUAACCUUGGUUUUCACUCAUGCAUUUCCAGUUUUUGGUACUUUUCCCGAACGUCGAGACGUGCCACUGGUGAGGAAAAAGAGGAAAGCACAGUGGAAGUUCAGUGCCACAGGUGAAAGAUUCACACAUGGUGUAAAACAACACAAUUUGAGAGACACUGGGGAACUGGACCCAACCUCUCGCAAAGAGGACAGCACUUGAUGACGUCUGGGGGACCGUUUCACUCCUAUUCAGCCAGAAGAGUAACACAGAGCAACAGACCGAGAGACAAAUACAGGAAAGAGACUCCUCUCUGACUCACCAGCUGUUCACUGAAUUGGUGGAAAGAAAAAAAGUCUCACGUUUAUUCCAUGCUUGCACCUCUGGCAAAAGCAUAGCUUUGCUGUUCCUGCUACCUCACUUCCAAGUGAGUGCGUUCUCUCGACAGCAGGUUGCAAACCGUCAGACAUCAAAGGUCUGCUGUAAUAUGUCAAUAUGUGGAUUUCCUUAUGUUCUAAGCCAAAAAUAUGUUCUUAUGAAAAUGUUUAAACUGGGUUACGUGGCCAGCAAACCACCCUGCUCCUCCCACCCCUCCUUCUCCCUGCUCCCUUACACCACCCAGUCCUCCAGCUACAUCCGUGUGGUGUUCGCUGUCUCAGCUGAAGGAGGAAUCAGGAGCUUUCCAGCCUGUGAGUCAGAUGUAGUGACGUCUUCCAGCAGCUCAAGGCCUUGAUGCGUGUAUAUUCUUCUCAAAAACUUGAGAAGAAUAUACACUACCAGACAAAAGUUUUAGGACACCUUCAUUUUUCCAGAUGUUAUUUAAAUCUAAUUUUCUUUUACUGCUGAACACACUCGUUAUAUUCUUUCUGCAAUGGAAAUCAAAUAUUGUUCAUAAAGUUCAACACAACACUGUUGCAGAUGUUUCCCACCAAUAUGUUGCACUUGCAGGUUGUUUUUUCUUUCACCUUCUGUCCAGUUCAGUUCAUCCCAAACCAGCUGCAUGCGGUU
Molecule: messenger RNA, 1733 nt
Organism: Toxotes jaculatrix (banded archerfish)
Lineage: Eukaryota; Metazoa; Chordata; Actinopteri; Toxotidae
Gene: csf1a
Product: colony stimulating factor 1a (macrophage)
Exons: 7
Coding region: 145-750 (201 amino acids)
Cellular component (GO): membrane
Molecular function (GO): growth factor activity; cytokine activity
Source: RefSeq, a predicted model, not a curated record